This is a messenger RNA of Thlaspi arvense, 2054 nucleotides long. The record is from the annotation of a GenBank genome assembly. Lineage: Eukaryota; Viridiplantae; Streptophyta; Magnoliopsida; Brassicales; Brassicaceae.
UUGUCUUCCUUUAAAACUCUUUAAAUUCAGCUACUGAUCCAGGAAACGUGGCUAACCACUCGCUAUUAGCAAAAUCUCUCUCUCUAUAUAAGCGACAAAUUUAGACCCAGAGUAAAAAUUGAUUGCAAUUCACUCAUUUGUUUCUGUGGAUUGCAGUUAUUGGGCUUUUUAAGUUUAGAAAAAGGAAGCCCAAUAACUAUGUCGGUAUUUUGAUGGGCAUCCAUAUAAAUUAAUGUGUUAGGGGAGAGAUUUUGGGAACACUUCGUUCGACCUUUUAUUUUCUGGGAUCCGUCGAGAGAGAGAGAAAAGGUUUUGGUGAGAUUUUCCAAGAAUGGCCGACGUCAUGAUGAAGGUUGAAGCCAGUAACAUCUUCAGUGUUACGGCGCUCGCUGCUGCCCUACCAUCGCCGGCAAAUGAAAGAAGCGGGUGCUCUGCACCAACUUACCGGUCCCAUGACCCAACUUACGCUUCUCAUCACGACUCUACACUACGACCGGACAUGUCACGAAGUUAUUAUGAUUUUCCAAGAACGGAGGACGUCGUGACGAAGGAGGCUCAAGACAAUGACACCUUCAGUGUUAGGGCACUCGCUGUUGCUCUGCCCUCGCCGGAAAAUGAAAGCUCUGCACCAACUGACCCAUGGCCAGUCUAUGACCCAAUUUACGUUCCUCAUGAACCAAUACCGGACACGUCACCGAGUUAUGAUGGCUUCCUACCAUCGGCGCAGCAAGAACCAUCAGCACUUUACGCUCCUCGGCUGUCAUACGCCAACACGUCACCGAGUUAUGAUGACUUUGUACUAUCGGCGCAGCAGGAAGCAGCACCUUACGCUCCUCAGGUGUCAUACGGCAAAACGUCACCAUGUUAUUAUGACUUUGUACCAUCGGCGCGGCCGAAAUCAGAAGGACGUUGCCAUGCUCCUUCUUUCUCGCCGACGACACCAAACUACGCUCCCCCUCCCCCCGGCCGCAUCGACCCCGCUGUUGCCACUAUGUUCUAUGGUCCUUUGGGGGAACAAAAUCCGAGGGAGGUUUGGCAUGGGGAGAUGGGCAUCUUUGGUAGAAUUGGGCUUGAUUGCUACAAUCUGCAAAAGGGGACAAACUUACAAUAUUUGGGUCUACAUGAUUCAAUGUUUACUGGAGUAUUUGCUCACCAUAUAACAGCAGCGGCAAAGGAUCCAAUACGCAAUUCCAAUUGCAAGGUUGAAACAAAUGUCUGGUUUAGAAAGAAGAAAGAUUGCUUCACUCUACAUACAAACCGCUGCAGAAUGGUUCCGCCAGCUCCAGCUGAUGACUACAUGGGUGCCUGUGAUGAAGGCAACCAUGAAACCGAACUUGUGAUGCCCGACAAGUGGUUGCCUGAGGAUGCGCUAACGGGCAGUAAUAAGCUGCAAUACUACGAGAUGAAAGAGUCAGAGGUGGAACAAGAGAAAGAACGGCUUCUUCUGUACGCGGGUUUCGCCUUGUUCGCCGACUACCUACAGUACACGGGAAAGGUCCUUGAGCUGGGAAAGGUGAUUGUGCAAACCAGUGAAGCUGUCGAGUCGAAGGUGAAGGCGAAGAAUGCAAUCUUCUAUGUAAGCUUCAACAUUGCCGGCUAUGAUCUAGUAACGUUCAAUGGUAUCGUAAGGAGAGGAACGGAUGGAGGGCCAGAUCGUUUUACCUAUGAAGCCAAGUGUUUCAUGGACGCAAGGCAGUAUCGUUGAGUCCCUAUAAUAUGUAAGAAUUAUAUUAUCGAACCUACUCAGACCGUGGCUACGUCUUAUUUGCUUAAUCUUUUAAUUAAUUUCUUACUGAGACAAUGAGAGUUUUAAGGUAAGUAACGUUUGACGUGAGAGAGACUCCCCACUCCCCACUCCCCAUAUAUAUUAGUAUGUAUCUCUCAGAUGGUGGCUACGUCUUAUUUGCGUAAUGUUUUACUAAGUUUAUGAGAGUUUUAAACCGGUCUUGUAGAUGACAUAUAGUCUUAUUUGUUUGAUGUUUUUACUGAGUUUAUGAGAGUUUUAAACCGGUCUAGUAGUUGACAUGUGAAAUAAGUUGAAUGAUAAAAUAGGU